Messenger RNA from Gasterosteus aculeatus aculeatus (three-spined stickleback), 1942 nucleotides. It is a transcript of the gene ap2s1, whose product is annotated as adaptor related protein complex 2 subunit sigma 1. The record is from RefSeq and is a predicted model, not a curated record. Gene Ontology annotation, cellular component: AP-2 adaptor complex; membrane coat. Lineage: Eukaryota; Metazoa; Chordata; Actinopteri; Perciformes; Gasterosteidae. Gene Ontology annotation, molecular function: clathrin-cargo adaptor activity. Gene Ontology annotation, biological process: clathrin-dependent endocytosis; intracellular protein transport.
CCGCAGCUCACUAAUGGUGUUCACUUCCUGUUAGCUCGGGCAAGAUAGCGGACGAGCGGUCGAAGAAAUUACUGAUGUAUUUUUGAACAAAUCCUCUCAAAAUUCUUCGGGAACGUGCUAUUCUGGAGCGUGCCAGGUCCAUAUUUAGGAGACAAUGAUCCGCUUCAUCCUCAUCCAGAACCGAGCAGGGAAGACACGACUGGCCAAAUGGUACAUGCAGUUCGAUGAUGAUGAGAAGCAGAAGUUGAUCGAGGAGGUGCAUGCUGUGGUAACAGUCAGAGAUGCCAAACACACCAAUUUUGUGGAGUUCAGGAACUUCAAGAUCAUUUACCGGCGUUAUGCUGGUCUAUACUUCUGUAUUUGUGUGGAUGUGACUGAUAACAACUUGGCAUACCUCGAGGGGAUCCACAACUUUGUAGAGGUGCUGAAUGAGUAUUUCCACAAUGUGUGUGAAUUGGACCUUGUGUUCAACUUCUAUAAGGUGUACACGGUGGUGGACGAGAUGUUCCUGGCUGGAGAGAUCAGGGAGACCAGUCAGACCAAGGUCCUCAAGCAGCUCCUCAUGCUCCAGUCGCUUGAGUAGAAAACAUCCUACCUGCCCAUUGCCCUCGUUCCUCACCUCCCCCACUCCUUGUCCUGUCACUCUGGAAAUCCCUUUCCUGUCUCGGCAGAGCAGACCCCCCCACACCCUUUGCAAAACAGGAGGAGGGGAUUCUAGAACUAGAAAUGCAUAAUGUUGUGUUCAUAUGGACUUAUGAUGGGGAGCUUCUGUUUGUCCAGCACCAGUCUAUAUGUCGCAAUAUUCUGCAUUUCCUAUACUUCCAACAUCUGCCAGUAUUUGAAGGCUGUGCAUUUGAGUGUUUAACAUUUCAUCAUGUUAACACUUAACACUAAUGGUCAGUUUCACUUCUCCAAAGCCAAGGGCUUCAGAAAUGAGUCAUUUCAUUCAGUAACCAAUUAGUCCUUGCAUUUAUCACUGCGCCGUGUGGAAACACGGCUCUCUCCUGCCCUCCCUUCAUUAGCCUCAACCUACAUUUAAUGGCACCAUUGUAACUAACAAGCACCAUGCCUCAAGAGCGACUACGUGCAAAAGCCCAUUUUAAUAAAUCCCUGUGCAGAAAGUCCUUGCCAGUGAUGCGGCGCUUGACCUGUCGAGCCUGUAGCUCAGUUUGCGUCUGGGUCAAAGUACACGUAAACUACAACUAGGAAGCCCUUUGAGAACAAUUGACCCGUCACAGCGAGUUCAGAAUUGAAUCGAGUGUACUUGGCAUGAGGGCCAUUCUGACGGUGUCAUGGGAACCUGUGGUAACAUCCACGUGGCUGACGAUGAUAAACGCUGUAGGUUAUGUAGGCUCUCCAUGUUGUAAUUGUUUUCAUUGCGUAUCGAAUGAUCUAGAUGACUUUUGUUGCAACACAUUACAUAAAAUGGUGCUUGUUGGUCACACAACACACACGGGAAUAAAAACCUGGACGUAGAAAGUAUAUUUUACACAAAGCAGUACUGUGUCGUAUGGUGUGUACAUACAGUGUAUCUUGUGUAUGUUGAAUAUUGUGAAAGUAACAAAGCAUUCCAAGUUUUUUUGUCACUGUAUUGUCUGAGGAGCAUUUACGUGUGUAAGAUCCAUGAAAUGAAUUGGCUUUUAAAUUCCUCCUACAAGCCUCAUGACAAAUGAACUUUCCCUUUCCUCACCUUUAAGGUUUAUAAAAUGACUCAAAUUUGACCUUAUUCUCCAAACCAAAGGUGGUUUCAAAUGUUACUGUUGAACUUUUGUAUUUUUUUUUUUUUAAGAUUAGGCAAUUGUGAAAUAUGUACUGCUUCCCCUUUUGUCCACCUGUGUGAGAUUGUUGAUGGAAGAUGUUUCUUUGUAUUACGGUCUCCAAUUUAACUACCCACAUCAAUACGUCCCAUUAUAUGUAAAUAAAAAGAUGAAGUGAUACAUGA